Molecule: messenger RNA, 1165 nt
Organism: Echinops telfairi (small Madagascar hedgehog)
Lineage: Eukaryota; Metazoa; Chordata; Mammalia; Afrosoricida; Tenrecidae
Gene: SYPL2
Product: synaptophysin like 2
Exons: 6
Coding region: 1-723 (240 amino acids)
Cellular component (GO): synaptic vesicle; synaptic vesicle membrane
Source: RefSeq, a predicted model, not a curated record
AUGAACCCCUGGUCCUCCCUGCACAUGGUAGAGCUCUCCAUGUUCGCCUUCAUAAGGCUCUUUGCUAUUUUCGCCUUCGGGUCCUGCGGCUCCUACAGCGGGGAGACAGGAGCAAUGGUUCGCUGCAACAACGAGGCCAAGGACGUGAGCUUCAUCAUUGUUUCAUUCGGCUAUCCCUUCAGGUUGAACCGGGUCCAGUAUGAGAUGCCCCUGUGUGACGACGACUCCACCUCGAAGACCUUGCACCUCAUGGGGGACUUCUCGGCCCCCGCUGAGUUCUUUGUGACCCUGGGCGUCUUUUCCUUCUUCUACACCAUGGCUGCCCUUGUGCUCUACCUGCGCUUCCACAACCUCUACGCGGACGACAAGCGCUUCCCGCUGGUGGACUUCUGUGUGACCGUCUCCUUCACCUUCUUCUGGCUGGUAGCUGCAGCUGCCUGGGGCAAGGGCUUGACCGAUGUCAAGGGGGCCACCCGGCCAUCCAGCCUGACCGCAGCUAUGUCCGUGUGUCACGGCGAGGAAGCCGUGUGCAGUGGCGGGGCGACACCCUCCAUGGGUCUGGUCAACAUCUCGGUGCUCUUCGGUUUUAUCAACUUCUUCCUGUGGGCUGGGAACUGUUGGUUUGUCUUCAAGGAGACCCCGUGGCAUGGGCAGAGCCAGGACCAGGGCCAGGGGCCCAGCCAGGAGAGUGCAGCUGAGCAGGGCGCCCUGGAGAAGCAGUAAGCAGCUCCCACCUGGACUUGGACGCCACCUCCUCAACCACCUCCCAGCACCUUCCUCUUCUUCCUCCCUGCUCUCCCCUCCUCCAUCACUCUGGGCUUUGAGAAGAUGGCCAGCAGUCGUCGGCCUGCGGGUGAUUUCCUGUCCCUCGUUUCUGUGGAGCCCUGGGUGGCAGGAGCUCCAUGCUGCUUGUCUGCCACCUGGCCUCAGACAUCUUACCUGGGGGGUCUCACUCAGCCUCAAGGCCGGCCUCUAUGGCAGGUGAGGGUGGGUGGACAGGAGGCCAGCGCCCCGAGAGAGACUGCUUCCUGACAGCUUCCGUCUUCCCACUCUGCCCAGCUUCAAUAAAAGGGAGGAGCGGACACUGGCUGGCAGCCUUCUCCCUGGUCCCUUGCACGGAGGCCCGACAGUGAUUUGGUGACCUCUCCUCCAUGGUUGUCGUCCA